This is a messenger RNA of Gadus chalcogrammus (walleye pollock), 3313 nucleotides long. Its product is annotated as pre-mRNA-splicing factor 38B-like. The record is from RefSeq and is a predicted model, not a curated record. The transcript has 2 exons. NCBI's taxonomy places the organism in Eukaryota, Metazoa, Chordata, Actinopteri, Gadiformes, Gadidae. The coding region runs from base 433 to 972 and encodes 179 amino acids.
AUUUCCUGUUCCUGGUAUUCCGAGCACUGUUGCCACGACAACUGUUCUUCCCUUUUUGGUUCCCUGUGUGUUUACACAGUGACUGGCUCGUAUCUCAACUAUUUUGAUGUGUGGGGGUAAAAGGCUUUUGAUAAAAAAGAAUGGACAGAAGGUGAUAUUUUAUGCCUCCAUUUGAAAGCGGAACGAGGUGCUGGUCGCCGGGUUCGAAGACUUCCCCCACAGAGCCGGCAGGAAGCCACCACUUCUGCUGCCAUCCCUUCAGCUGACAGGGGAGUCAGAGACGGCAGGAAGCCACCGCUGCCAUCCCUUCAGCUGACAGGGGAGUCAGCAACACAUUCUCACUCCGAGCGCGUCGAUAUUUGACGAACGGUCAGUGACUUUGGCUUCAGCCUCUGACGCAAAAGGGUAUCCUUGUGCUUCUUUUUUCGACGCAUGGGGUUUUCAACUCGUUACAAUGUAGGCCUCCCUCCACGGCAAUAUAGGGAGAGGACCAAGGACAAGAGCCGAGAGCGGGCGAGGGAGAGGGACGGGGAGACGAAGAAGAAGCACAGCCACAGCAAGAACCACGAGGAGCGCAAGGAGAGGAAGAAGCAGGAGCGGGAGAAGAGGGCCGAUAUGGCCUUCUCCUCCUCCUCCUCCCCCGCCCUGUCCUCCCACGCCGGCUCCGGCCACCGCAAGCGCCACAAGGAGGGCAAGAGCCACAAGGAGAAGGACCGGCGGAUCCUCGGAGACCUGGACCUCCAGAGCAAGGAGCAGCGCGAGAAGAACCGCUCGCACGACAAGAAGAAGCAACGCAAGGACACGACGGCCGGCUCCGCCAGCGAGGGGGAGCCCGGCGAGUGGAAGUCCAGGGGCGAGGCGCCCUCCUCCUCUUCCUCCUCGUCGCCGAGCCGCCUGGACCCCGAGGCGGAGACGUCCAGGGGUCCAUGUAUUGCCGUAGGCCUCCCUCCACGGCAAUAUAUGAAGCUAUGACUAUGAGCAUUCAUCCCAUUGGCUAACGGGGGACCCGAUGGCUGCACAUAGAGACGCUACGAGCAUUAAUCUAAUUUGCUAACGGAGGACCUUGUGCUUCUUUUUUCGACUACAGAGUGGCGGAGGGAUGACGUAUGUUGGCCAACCCGGAAGUGAGCGUCGCCCUGGGUUCCCUUGACAUCAAGCCAACGGCUUUUUCCAUUGGAUUUUGGAUGAUUGCAUUUUGCAUUUUUGAAGCACCUCCUCAAAAACUGACAAUAAAUAAAAAGAACAGUGCUCCAAAUAUCGAAAUGUAAACCAAUGCAUUCUGAAUGGGAGUUUUUCUCUGAUUUUUCCAUGCUACACAGACCGAAAUGUAAACCCAUGCAAAUAAAGGCUCCAUGGUCAUAAUAAUUUAAAUAUAAUUAAUCUCCAGAGUGUGUAGGGUAUGAAUGUAUGUAUAUAUUAUUAUAUAUAUUAUUUGUAUUCUGUCACUGGAAACGUCAUUCACUUCUCUUUUUCGCUUCAGUCUGAAGACUAGUGGAAGUAGUCCAGCCGCCAUUUGUUUGGCCUCCUCCAUGAAGUUUGGGAACCUUCUGCCGUGCCUGUAUAAAUAAAGAGAAAUUAUUGUAGGAAUUAUACAUAUUUUGUUAAUAUUGGGGUUGAGGUAUAUAUUCAUAAGUUCUCAAGCAGUACUGUGCACCACCAUUUUCUGAGGACAGGCAUGUCUUUCUAAAGUAAGGGGAUAUUUCAAGAAUUGACAAUGAUAAAAUAUGUAUACAAGUAUGAAUUUUUCGAUGUUGUAAACUUACAUAUGUCAAAAAUCCAAUUCUUUUUUCAAACAUAUCGUUUCAAUCGUCAGCUCUUUUUUCAUUUAAUGUAAUGCCUACUUCCAACAGUGAAGUCAAACGGUGCCUCCACGGCAAGGUACCAAGCAUACUGUGAUGGAAAAAUGUAAUUGGUGACAACAUUCACACGCGUUGUUAUAGUGCUGAGAGGGUGUGUUUUUGAGUCAGUUGUGAUCGCCGAUGUCUUGCUUUCUUGUACUUUUGCCUCUGUAGUCUGUUUUGAUGCUCGUCAUUGUAGUCCUUUGCAUAACCUGACCUUCUUUUCUCAUAUUACUAUUCAGAUGUAAAGCCGUUCCGCCGAAUUCAACAACCGUAGAAACAGAGGAAAGGACACAACAUUAUCGAGACCAAUCUCAUGGGCCCUGACGAACCGGUGAACGGGAUAAGUCUGAUGAAUUUAACAACGGGUCGAACCAAUGAUGGAACAGCAGAUGAAACAGGACAUGAAACAGUAAAUUUGUUACGAAUGAGAUCAAUCUUAUUUUAGAUUUCUGUUGCCUACUGUAAAACCGAAGAGAUCAGUCGGAGUCAAUUGCGAAUCCGAUAAAGUUGGAUGGAAGGAAGCCAAUGAGUUGGAUGACACCUAGGAUAAUCCCUCAAACCACAAAUCUUUGAACAAGAUAUGCAUUGAAGUAGAAACAUUUAUUUCCCUGUGAUAUCAUAGAUGUUUUUCAACUUUGAUUUUGCUACUGUUUCUGGGACAUGUGAUGUUUAUAAUGAAAGACCAGUUCAAAUAGGAUUUCUGUCAUUGUUUUAUAUGAUCUAGAAUUCCCCGGGUUAGCAUUUGCUUUCGACAGCCGCAUCUAAUGAUUUGCAGAGUUAUAGUAUGCUUGCUCUCUCUUACUGAGUCUUGAAACAAACAUCUGAACAGUGGUGCAGUGGAGAGCACUGUUGGAUAGCACUCUGGAGACCAGGGUUCAAUUCCUGUUCAAUUCCUGUUUACUGUAUGUUAAUUAACUAAAGGGUAAGUCAAGUAAGUCUAAUAAGUCUGUAAUGAUAUUUCUAUUGAACUGAUAUAGCCUUCGACCACACUAUGAUCAUAACCUCCAUGGGGAUGUGGAGAGAGCAGUUGGCAGACACUCCUGAGACCAGGGUUCAAGUCCAACUAAUGCUCUCUAAUGUUUUUUUCUAUAUCAUGUGAGUUGUAAAGUCAAGUCUAACUGCCAUCAACAAAAUCGUCAAAUCAUCAAAACUCAGACGCAGGUUCGAAAAUUAUCGGGUAGGCGUCUUGGAGGUGCAGCGGUCAGGGCUGUUGGUUAAUGUUCUGUAGACUCUGGUUCGAGUCCCUGCUCACACGGCAACCAGAGGUACCUUAAUGGAUAUGUCUUAUUUCUCUAUCAUGUGAAUGGUAAAGUCAAGUAUAACCUCCAAGCACGGUCUGGCUAGCGUCUUGGUGGUGAAGCGGUCAGAGGCAGUGGUGUAACGCUCUGUAGACGAAGGUUCGAGUCCCUGCUCACACGGCCACCAGAGGUACGUAAAUGGAUACAUCUUAUUUCUCAAUCAUGUGAAUGGUA